This is a messenger RNA of Daucus carota subsp. sativus, 1194 nucleotides long. RefSeq names its product protein FMP32, mitochondrial. Gene Ontology annotation, cellular component: mitochondrion. The record is from RefSeq and is a predicted model, not a curated record. The transcript is spliced from 7 exons. The coding region runs from base 199 to 921 and encodes 240 amino acids. NCBI's taxonomy places the organism in Eukaryota, Viridiplantae, Streptophyta, Magnoliopsida, Apiales, Apiaceae.
UAAAGAUUUCUGCGCAAGAAACCCUUGGGUAUAAAUGGCGAAAAGAUCAGAAUAUACGUCUUCUUCGCACAAGCAACUCCGUUUUCUCUUUCUCUCCGCGUCUCUCUAUAUAUAUCAUACACAGAUACACAAUAAACAGACAUCAAUCCUGUUUAAUUGAACUCACGAAAAUUCAGUGAGAUAUAUGUGAAGUAAUCGAUGGCUGCUUGCAAGCGAGUGUUUCAAUUAGGGAGCAAUUCGGCGAUUUGCUUAUCCAAAUUAUCAAAAUUCGAAUUAGCAAAGUCCAAACUGUACGGAACGGCAGCUGCUGCUUCGAAUUCGAGUGCCAAUCAGUUGAGUUAUCGCAGUAUCUCUCAGCACGUCAACCUCAAUGGUUCUCGCGCCUUUCUCGUCGAUACCUUAGCUCUUGUGCGCAGGCUAGAAGCGCAAGGGGUCCCUUCCCAACAGGCCGAGGCAAUAACAGCUGCUAUUACUGAAGUUUUGAAUGACAGCUUGGAAAAUGUAUCUCAUGCAUUCGUUUCAAGAGCAGAGUCGCAAAAGGGUGAAAUGCUCCAGGAAGCUAAUCUUUCCAAGUUCAAAGCUGAGAUACAGAGCUCGCAGGAGCAUCAUUUUUCAUUGUUGCAACGCGAGACUGAAAAGCUGCAGAAUGAUAUAGGGAAAAUCCGUAGUGAACUGAAGUACGAGGUUGACAAGGUCACUGCUGGCCAGAGAUUGGACUUGAAUCUUGAAAGAGGGCGUACACGUGACGAGCUUGCAAAUCAGAGUACAGAAACCACCAACUUGAACAACAAGAUUGACAGGGAAAUUCAAGGAAUAAGGGCUCAGUUGGAAGGGGCAAAGUAUGAUAUUAUCAAAUACUGCAUAGGUACCCUCGUCUCCGUUUCUGCAGUUGGUCUUGCUGUACUCCGCAUCUUAAUGUAGGGUAAAUAAAACUUCAGAUGGUGGCACUUUAAGAGAAGGGGGGUGCCAAUUGUUUGAGGCCACAGAUUUAUUUGUUUUGCUCAUUGUUCUCUCUCCAUUUUGGUCAUAUCUGAGAUUUGUGGAAAGAGUUUGGACAGUUGUUGGUCUCAUUGGAUAUGGGAGAAUAAUUACUACUAGAGAAAAUCAGUGCACACUAACCUGAUUUCUUUUGUUGUUUGAUUCCUGUCUAUUGUACCUAGCAAAGAACGAUGAGAUGGGGAAUGGGGGGUGGGG